UCCUCGCUGGUGAUUGGCCGCCAGAACUGUAGCUCAGGAGAGGCAAACAGGCGGCCAAUCACCGGCGAGGAGGUGGAGCUUGGAGAGGAGAAGCUGAGCGGCACCGCGAAGAUCGAGCGAGUGAAGAGGAGGAGAGCGGCCGGAGAAUGAAGACAGCUGACCGAGGGAGGGAGUGAGCCCAGGCUGGAGCAGGGGUCAGCAAGGUAAGUAUCAUUGGUGUCAGUGGGAGGAAUAGUGCCCAAUCAUUGGUGUCACUAAUACCAAUGAUGGGGCACUAUUCCUCCCCCCACUGAAAUCAACAAUGGGGCACUAUUCCUCCCCCCACUGACACCAACGAUGGGGCACUAUUCCUCC
Molecule: messenger RNA, 354 nt
Organism: Staurois parvus
Lineage: Eukaryota; Metazoa; Chordata; Amphibia; Anura; Ranidae
Source: the annotation of a GenBank genome assembly